This is a messenger RNA of Rotaria sordida, 903 nucleotides long. NCBI's taxonomy places the organism in Eukaryota, Metazoa, Rotifera, Eurotatoria, Philodinida, Philodinidae. The record is from the annotation of a GenBank genome assembly.
AUGUUUGCGCCGACUUAUACAUCAUUUCUAAGUUCUGCUUUGACUAUCGGUUGUAAUAUUCAUCUUGUUAGACCGACAUGUGAUGGUCAAGUUACUCCUGAACAAAUAGAAAAAGCGGUUAUUGAACAUCCAGAAGCUAAAGCUGUUUUUCUUAUCAAUCCAAAUAAUCCCACUGGCCAAUGUUUUACCAAAAAAGAACUUGAGAAAAUUGCACGUUUGGCCAUCGAACACAAUCUCAUCGUCAUUUCUGAUGAGAUUGUUCAUAAGCUUGUUUUCGAUCUGAAGGAAGCAUUUAUAAGUAUUGCAUCAAUCCAUAUUGAUGGUAAAAGUAUGUUUGAACGAACGAUUACUUUACGCAGUGUAUCCAAAGAUCACGGAUUAGCGGCUGUUCGAUCAGGUUAUGCAAUUGGUCCCACAGAUCUUAUGAAUACAUUAGCUAUUGACUCGUUUACAUUUGCAACGACGUUUAACGUAGAUGAUCUUGCUCAACAUGUGACUAUAGCGGCAUUAUCUCACACUACGGAUGAGUAUUAUAAAGCUCAGAGAGAUUUGCUUCGGCAUCAUCGAGACCUCGUUAUUAGAUUUGUCGAAGAUAUUAAUCGACAAGUAGGAUAUGAGGCAAUAAAAGCUGAACGACCUCCUGCUGGAUUAUUUCAAAUAAUCAAUGCCAGUGGUCUGAGAGGCAAAGUAUAUGAUGAAAAAAUAUUGAAAAGCGAUCUUAUACUCUAUGAAUUGUUAUUACAAGAUGGAAAAGAAGGCGUUGCUUUGUCUCCUGCCUCUUGUGGAGGAUAUGAUCCUGAAGAUAUGAACUUACGACUAACAUUAUCUUCACCUGAAAAAGAUAUUAUUUUAGGCAUGAAACGACUAGGUAAAUUUAUCAACAAGGUGUAUGGUUUGACCUGA